AUGCGCACUUCAACUUUGACUACCCUCGCUUUGGGCGCUGGUGCUGCUUCUGCAGCUUCUGUCAAAAGAGCAAGCAGCUUGCCUACGAUCUCUGUCAAGGGAAAUGCAUUCUUUGCUGGCAACGACCGAUUUUACAUUCGUGGUGUCGACUAUCAACCCGGUGGUUCCUCCGACGUGGCAGACCCCAUCGCCGACGCGGACGGCUGCCAGAGAGACAUUCCGGAGUUUCAAAAGUUGGGAAUCAACGCUAUCCGAGUCUACACUGUUGACAAUACCGCAAAUCAUGACACAUGCAUGAAUGCCUUGGCGGAUGCUGGCAUCUACCUUAUCUUGGACGUCAACACCCCCAAGUAUUCCUUGAACCGAGCCGACCCUGGUCCAUCCUACAACGAUGUAUAUCUCCAGAGCAUCUUUGCCACGAUUGACGCUUUCCAAGGCUAUAGCAACACCUUGGCUUUCUUCUCUGGCAACGAAGUCAUCAACGACCCUUCGACCUCGGCAGCUGCGCCCUACGUCAAGGCUGUCACUCGUGACAUCAGAGGGUAUAUUCAAGCCCAGGGUUACAGGACCAUUCCUGUGGGUUACUCUGCCGCCGAUGUGGCCGAGAACCGUUUGGAAAUGGCCGAGUACAUGAACUGUGGCACAGACGAUGAGCGCUCGGAUUUCUUCGCCUUCAACGACUAUUCCUGGUGCGAUCCUUCGUCCUUCACCCAGUCUGGCUGGGACCAAAAGGUCAAGAACUUCACGGGCUAUGGUAUUCCCAUCUUCCUUUCGGAGUAUGGUUGCAACACCAACACUCGGGACUUUGGCGAGGUUGUGGCUCUCUACAGCAGCCAAAUGACCCCUGUCUACUCGGGAGGCUUGGUCUAUGAAUACUCGGAGGAGGCGAGCAACUAUGGGCUGGUUGAGAUCAAUGGCAACUCUGUCACUGAAUUGCCCGAUUUCGGCACUCUCGAAAAACAAUACGCUGCCAACCCUAACCCUUCAGGUGAUGGCGGCUAUAACUCGACUGGCGGUGCAUCUGGCUGCCCUGCUUACUCGUCACCCAACUGGCUCGUCGAGAAUGAUUCUCUCCCCGCCAUUCCUGAUGGUGCGAAAAAGUACAUGACUAAAGGUACGACCGCUGGCAAAGGACCUGGUCUUACUGGCGCAGGCUCCCAGAAUGCGGGUGGUGCUUCUACUGGAACCGCUACCGCAGGCAGCGGAGCUGCCACUCAAACUGGCAGCUCUAGCACCAGCAGUGGUACCAGCAAUGCGGCUGUUUCCGUGACGAUUCCCGAAAUGUCGGCUGCUCCUUUGGUCUGCGGUGCGCUCGUGGCCAUGUUUACGCUGUUUGGCGCUACCUUGUUGUAA
Molecule: messenger RNA, 1353 nt
Organism: Fonsecaea multimorphosa CBS 102226
Lineage: Eukaryota; Fungi; Ascomycota; Eurotiomycetes; Chaetothyriales; Herpotrichiellaceae
Exons: 2
Coding region: 1-1353 (450 amino acids)
Biological process (GO): fungal-type cell wall (1->3)-beta-D-glucan biosynthetic process
Cellular component (GO): cytoplasm; fungal-type cell wall
Molecular function (GO): 1,3-beta-glucanosyltransferase activity
Source: RefSeq, a predicted model, not a curated record